This is a messenger RNA of Synchiropus splendidus (mandarinfish), 2763 nucleotides long. It is a transcript of the gene cant1a, whose product is annotated as calcium activated nucleotidase 1a. Gene Ontology annotation, biological process: proteoglycan biosynthetic process. Gene Ontology annotation, molecular function: GDP phosphatase activity; UDP phosphatase activity; calcium ion binding. The transcript has 4 exons. NCBI's taxonomy places the organism in Eukaryota, Metazoa, Chordata, Actinopteri, Syngnathiformes, Callionymidae. The coding region runs from base 635 to 1909 and encodes 424 amino acids. The record is from RefSeq and is a predicted model, not a curated record.
CCUUUUAUUAUCAGUGCUCAAGUGCCAAAGUACAAACCGUAAAAUACGUCUGGGAGCGCUAUCUUUCGCUGUGUGCCGAAGAUACACCAUCAUUUCUCACUGUUUCUUUUAAAAGGACUGGCAAAAAUCAAUCUGGUUAUGAUGAAAAAUGAGCUCUAAACUUUAAUCCAAAAUUCAGAUUUUUUAGGGGGUGACUCCAGUUGGCUUUAUCGUCUUUACUGUAAGACAUUUCGCCUGAAACAUUGAUCAAUAGGUGGGAUUGAGACUGCGAUUGUGCAGCUGGAAAGCACUCCUGGUUCUCCUGAAAAUGCCUCAGGAAAAGGAUCCAGAUGUCCUCUGUUGAGGUGUGUUCUAGUAAAACCGACCUCUGUAGUAUCAAGGGUCAUUUGUUGUCACUAUGAAUGGCGUGCGUCACUGCGGUUGGGCAUUGUGUAGUCGGUCAAUGUUUCUCCAGACUCGUGAAUGACACAACCUCUGCCAUGUAUUUACCGCCGUCUCGCUUUGGCCCUUUGGACUCCACAUAAUCCCGCCGGUCUAGUUAAAGUCCAGCACCAUUCUGAUUAUCCUUAGUCAUUGUUGUGAGGCAAACAACCUGCACAAAUCACUACGAAGGAGCAAGUUUAAAAUCGAUCUGAUGCCUCGCGAUCAGCUGUCCAACAGGAGGAAGCGCAGGGGUAACUCCAGACCCCCGUCCUCCAUGCCUUCACCUCCGGCGUCCUCUGAUUCGGAGAAGAAUGAGUCUAUGAAAAACCUGCGCAUCUCUGUCGGCGGCCUCCCCAUGCUGGCGUCCAUGGGCAACACGACCGACCCACGUUUCCGCCUCAAGUGGAAGCCCAUCGUGGCUAUUGUCGUCUCGGUAGCUUUGGUCCUGCUCCUCAUGCACCUGAGCUCUGGCUCCCGCUCCUACGGCUGGCAAUACCACAAGGCGGUUCACCACGCCUCGCCGCAAGACGAGCGCCGUUACAACGACACCUACCCGCUCAGUCCGCCUGAGCGCACGCCGCACGGAACCCGCUACCGCAUAGCCGUCAUCGCCGACUUGGACACCAACUCAGCCAGUGAGAAGAAGCUGACCUGGUUCAGCUACAUGAAACGCGGGCAUGUUUUAGUGUCCCAGAGUGGUGACAAGGUGGCAGUGGAGUGGGAUGCAGACAAGGUGGUGCUGGAAAGCCACCUGGCAGAGAAGGGUCGAGGAAUGGAGCUCUCGGAGCUGGUGGUCUUCAACGGGAAGCUUUACACCGUCGAUGACAGAACCGGCGUCGUCUACCAGGUCGAUGGGGACAAGGCCGUGCCCUGGGUCAUCCUGACUGAUGGAGAUGGCAGCGUUUCCAAAGGUUUCAAAGCUGAGUGGUUGGCGGUGAAGGACGAGCAUCUCUAUGUUGGGGGUCUGGGUAAGGAGUGGACCACCACUGAGGGAGUGUUUGUCAACAACAACCCAGAGUGGGUGAAGGUCGUAGGCUUCAGAGGGGAUGUUCAACACAAGAAUUGGGUUCCUCACUACCAAGCACUGAAGUCCGCCGCGGGAAUCAAGCCUCCAGGGUACCUCAUUCACGAGUCAGCGGCAUGGAGCGACACGCUGCAGCGCUGGUUCUUCCUCCCUCGUCGAGCGAGCAUGGAGCGCUACGAGGAAGUGGCCGACGAACGGCGGGGCACAAACCUCGCCCUCACCUCCUCCGCUGACUUUAAAGACAUCAAGGUGAGCCGAAUCGGCUCUCUGAACCCCACGCACGGAUUCUCCUCUUUCAAGUUUGUCCCCAACACGGACGACCAGAUCAUCCUGGCGCUCAAGUCGGAGGAAGACGCGGGGAAAAUCGCCACCUAUAUUCUGGCCUUCACACUCGACGGACGGAUUAUCCUCCCGGAGACCAAGAUCGGAGAUGUGAAGUACGAAGGUUUGGAGUUUAUAUAGCUGGACUGGUCUUUUGAGCCUGGAGUUUACACUCAUGUCGCUGUCUCUCCACUGGCCGACAAGACUCCAUCCAUGACUGGAUCAUGCUCCCAACAGAGGAGACUUUUAAGGAACAAGCUUUGCCAUAACAAACAUGGCCGUCCACAGACUCUUAGCCUGUCGUAAUGAAUGUACAAGAAUUUACAAAACUGUGAUAUUGCUUUUCAACCGUUUUCCUCACACAUACCGAAAGCUCUCCAUGUUCUCCCUCCACAGAGCGUAAUUCUGUCAACAAUUUGGUUCAACUUGAAAAACACUGUACACAUUGUUAUAUGGUUCUGUGAGUAAAGAAAUUGUAUUUCUACUUUUAACGGUUUGUAUCUCUGAAAAAAAGACUUGGCUGCACCCACCUGAAGUUGGGAAGAGCCAAAGGUGAGGGACAACAGGAUGUUCUUCCUUGGUACAAGAAAGUUAAUUUAACGGAAACAGAAGUAAAAUGAUCUACGUUCCCACCCUCACCUAUGGUCACGAGCUUUGGGUAGUGAAAGGAUGAGAUCGCGGAUACAAGCGGCUGAGAUGAGUUUCCUCUGCAGGGUGACUGGACGCACCCUUAGAGAUAGGGUGAGGAGUUCGGUCAUCCGGGAGGAGCUCGGGGUGGAGCCGCUGCUCCUCCACAUCGAGAGGAACCAGCUGAGGUGGCUCGGGCGUCUGAACUGGAUGCCCCCUGGACGCCUCCCUGGGGAGGUGUUCCGGGCAUGUCCUACUGGGAGGAAACCCUAGGGAAGACCCAGGAGAGACUAUGUCUCCGGUCUGGCCUGGGAACGCCUCGGGAUCCCCCGGGAAGAGCUGGAGGAGGUUUGUGCAGAUCGGGAAGU